Erythranthe guttata (spotted monkey flower) is the source of this 1247-nucleotide messenger RNA. RefSeq names its product DNAJ heat shock N-terminal domain-containing protein. The record is from RefSeq and is a predicted model, not a curated record. NCBI's taxonomy places the organism in Eukaryota, Viridiplantae, Streptophyta, Magnoliopsida, Lamiales, Phrymaceae. Gene Ontology annotation, molecular function: RNA binding.
AUUUAUAUAUAUAUCUUCUCUCCUCUUUUGAAUAUUAAAGCUUUCUUAUUAUGGAUGUUGAAAUCGACCAUUACAAUGUUCUGGGGCUACCUUCCGGCGAAGAAGGUGCUAAACUCUCCGACCAAGAGAUCACCAAAGGCUAUCGAUCGAAAGCCAGGGAGCUGCACCCCGACAAAAGACCCGACGACCCUCAGGCAAACGCUAAUUUCGUAAAGCUUCAAACUUCGUACGAAGUUCUCAAGGAUGAAAAGGCGAGGAAGUUAUUCGACGACCUACUCAGAGUUAAAAGGGAGAAGCUUGUUCGACAGGGUCAGCACGACUCGAAGCGGAGGAAGAUGAUGUCGGAUCUCGAAGAGAGAGAAAGAUCCGCUUUUGCUGUGGACCCCACCGCUAGAGCUCGAGAAGAGGAGGAGAGAAUUUCCCGUCAAUUGAAGGCGGAGAUUGCUAGGAUUCGUGCAAUGCGUACGAACAAAACGGCAGCUGGUACAACACCUUUCAAGCAGGAAACAACGAGGGGUGAAAAGGAGAGCACGGAUUGUGGAAGUAAUGGAUUGGAUAAGGAGAAGGUACUUAAAGUUUCGUGGGAGAAGAUUGGUGGCGAUUACACUGCGAAGAUGCUUAAAGAAAUUUUCGAAGAAUUUGGCGAUGUAGAAGAUGUGGUUAUCAAGAGUUCGAAGAAGAAAGGGUCGGCUCUUGUAGUAAUGGCGUCUAAAGAUUCUGCUGUUUCUGCUACUGGGAAUAUGUUGGGUAAUAUAUCGAAUCCGCUCCUAGUUCUGCCGCUUCAACCAGCUCCGUCUCCAGUUGUUUUCAGUCAUGAGAAGAAAAACGAGUCCGAUGGGCCAAAAUUAGGCAAUUUGGUCGGUGCUGGUUAUCAGGCGUUUGAAGAUUCGGUAUUGGAUAAAUUAAAAAAGGCUGCUGAGAAGCAAAAGUGACUUGUUAAAGAAUCUUGGAGGAGGUGUGAACAAGAAGAUUAUUUGAUCUGUUUAAAACGCAUAAGGUAUCUCGCAAUGGCUGUAAUUCUAUGUUAUAUUAAUAGAUCUUAUUAUGAUUGAACGAUCAACGUUUGUUCUGUCUGCAUACUCUGUAUUUAUUUUUUCAGUAAUUGAUGCGAAAAUCCAAAUAUUGGUUGGGUAUUUGUUAUUCGAAGUUAUACAUCUAAUUGUUAAAAAAAUUAAUUCAACAAGGUGUAAUAGGGGUAACCGAAACUUUCUUGUGAAAUUUGCAUCAGAAUUGUUUCACAAGAAAAA